Molecule: messenger RNA, 1552 nt
Organism: Gadus morhua (Atlantic cod)
Lineage: Eukaryota; Metazoa; Chordata; Actinopteri; Gadiformes; Gadidae
Product: ectonucleoside triphosphate diphosphohydrolase 5
Exons: 15
Coding region: 176-1501 (441 amino acids)
Molecular function (GO): hydrolase activity
Source: RefSeq, a predicted model, not a curated record
GGCAAGCUCCACCUAUUGGCUCUACGUGUGAGCACCGCCUGUGACGUAGUUGUGCGCUCAGCUGCAAAUCUGCUGCUCGAGAGCUUAUCAUGCUCUUAACACCCCCGUCACGGUGGCACCGCGGCGGCAGGAACUGAACCCUGUGUCGUCUCUCUCGUGGGACUCCGGAGCGAGGAUGAGGGCCGACGCCGUGCCGACGCCACCCCUGCUGCUGCUGCUGCUGCUGCUGCUGCUGCUGGCGGCGCCGGCUCACGCCUGGACCGGACGGACCUCCGACCCGGACGCCGCCUACGGCAGCGCCGCCCGUUUCCUCAUGGGCCUGAGCCGACCGGCCAACUCCAGCCGCAUCUUCUACGGCGUGAUGUUCGACGCGGGCAGUACGGGCACCCGCAUCCACGUCUACACCUUCAUCCAUCAGGACACAGUGCUGCCUGUGUUGGACAAUGAGAUGUUCCAUUCCAUAAAACCGGGCCUGUCUGCUUAUGCUGACUCUCCAGAAACAGCCGCCCACACGGUGAAGAUGCUGCUGAAGGUGGCCAAGAAGACGGUCCCUCGGCUGGAGUGGAAGCGGACCCCGGUGAUCCUGAGGGCCACGGCCGGCCUCCGGCUCCUGGCCCCGGAGAAAGCCCGGACGCUGCUGGAGCAGGUGGAAGACGUGCUGGAAGACUCUCCCUUCCUGUUGCCCGAUGACGGCGUGGGCAUGAUGGACGGCACCAGUGAAGGAGUGCUGGCCUGGAUCACCAUCAACUUCCUGACAGGUCACCUGUACGCAAACACUCAGAACACCGUGGGAAUCCUGGAUCUUGGGGGAGGAUCCACUCAGAUCACCUUCCUGCCAAAUCUCCGGAAGACCAUUGAAAGCUCCCCCGGUGUGGACUAUGUCGCCCAGUUCGAGGUGUUCAACUCGUCCCACCAGCUGUACAGUCACAGUUACCUGGGGAACGGACUGAUGGCGGGACGACUGGCGACGCUGGGGGCCCUGGGGGCUGAAGGGCUGGAGUGGAGGGUCUUCACCAGCGCCUGUCUGCCCAACCGGUUCAGCGACCAGUGGAGAUUCGGGGGGCUCACUUACCACCUCCGAGGGGCCCACGACGGCAACGCAGGCUACCGGCCGUGCCACCAGGAGGUGCUUAAGGUGGUGCAGGGGGUGGUCCACCAGCCCCCGGAGCUCGGCGACGGCACCGCCUUCUACGCCUUCUCCUACUACUUCGACCGCGCCGUGGACGCCGGCCUCAUCGACGGUGUUCGUGGGGGCACGCUGGAGGUCAGAGACUUCAAGAAGCGCGCUAAGGAGGUGUGCAACAAGAUGGCUGAGGGGGGACCGGGCGUGGCCAGGCCCUUCCUGUGCCUGGACCUGACCUACAUCACCUGCCUGCUGAAGGAGGGCUUCGGCUUCAAGGAGAGCACCGUGCUACAGCUGACCAAGAAGGUUAAACACGCCGAGGCCAGCUGGUCUCUGGGCGCCAUGUUGGACCACUUCUACAACCUGAAGAUACGCUGAGGUGUGUGUGUGUGUGUGUGUGUGUGUGUGUGUGUGUGUGUGUGUGUGCGU